Messenger RNA from Annulohypoxylon truncatum, 1659 nucleotides. RefSeq lists its product as uncharacterized. The transcript has 2 exons. NCBI's taxonomy places the organism in Eukaryota, Fungi, Ascomycota, Sordariomycetes, Xylariales, Hypoxylaceae. The record is from RefSeq and is a predicted model, not a curated record. Bases 169 to 1056 code for a protein of 295 amino acids.
AGAAACCUCGAUUUCUCAGAAUAAACUUCUAUAUCCAUAUUUUGCCAAAAUGAAUAUCCAAUAUUCAACUAAGCAGUAUAUAGGAUUACCCCUUCCUAACCUCUACUUAAAGCAUCGUACAGGAGUCUUUACCUAUCGAAUAGGGGCCGUCUCUCGUCGCUAUACAAAAUGAGUAACCACAUGAAAUUUGAAGUCAUCAAGUAUUCCGAUGUUCAAUAUGACAUAGAGGGACAAAAAUUAGAUUUUCAUGAUGAGUUGAACACACAAAAAUUCAAUACAUCUUCAUACCGGUGGGAUUACACAUGGGCAAUGAACAUACCAUCCGAACUACCAUAUUCAUUCCAAAGAUGGCUACCUCUAAUUCUCGCCAGCCGUUCCCUUUCGCCUUCUGAUGUUCAAACUGUCACUCUUGGCAACCCAGAGGUCUGUUUGCUCGAAAAAAUAGCUAAAACAUCUGUCACUUCCCGGGAAAUUGAUGGGGCGUAUGAAGAUAAGGUCAAAGAAAAGAUCGCCCCUCUCUUUUCGACACUAGAAUUUCCUCCCCAGGGUCUUUUCAUGCAGCUUAAUACUUGCUCUACAAAAGACGGCGUUCCAGGGCUUGUCGGAGGAGCAUUGUGUACGGUGAAAGAGGUCAUCUUGCAGCUCGUUACCUCGAAAAAGGCCCUGAAUGCAUUCUCUUGGCACCUCCAGGACAGGACAGAAAGAUUAUUUUACUAUGGAUCUCCAUUUAUGACGGAAAGGCACCAAGCCAGUUUCGAAGUGUGGCAUUCUAGUCAAGAACCACUACAGCUAUUUUUACUACCGUUCGACGACCGGAUGAAACAAGAAAGGGAGUACCGCGUCUUCUGCCCACCGGCCUGGAGGUCUUCCAAGUAUACCCCGAAGAUAACAGCAAUUAGUCAACGCAAAUGGGACGAACCAUGGCUUCUCGCAAACAUGCCUCUGCCGGAUAUGAAGCAAUGGGCAUCUAAGAUCCUCGCGAUGUGCGAUGAGAUCCGGGAAAGAAUACUGAAAGAACUCGAUCACGAUAACAUGAUGGAUUUGUGCAUGCUCUAGCAGGGUUUUACAUUUGAUGUCUUCAUUGACGAGGAAUUGAGGAACAGCAAGAUCGUCAAAUUAAACGCGUUUGGUAUGAGAUCUAAGUGUGGUUCUUGUCUGUUCGAAUGGAGAAAGGACCAAGGCAUCUUGUAUGGUGAGGGUGAAGAGGGGAAAGCAUUCAGGGUUACGUGGUAAUCCGCGUCGGAGGCUGCUACGCGUGAGAUAACCACGCGCAUGACUUCUACUUACGGAAACAGAAUGUACGUAUUCACUUGAGUUUUGUAGCUGAUACAAACGUCUGCUUGGAUCUGCUAUAAUUCGUGCUUCUAUACACGGUAACUUCACUGCGAACUAGGUAUUACCUUCUAGUUACAUAUUCCCAAGUCUACCAGCAUACACUACUAGACGUACGGCUUUCAUUACUAGAAGGAGGGAACACCUUUUUGGUCGAGAACUUACCUGACGAGACCCAAACCGACCAUGGGGGUUCGCGAUAAAAUUUAUACAAUUAUACGUUAUCCAAUCUAUCUACGAUGUGGUAAGGAUAGCUACCUAGGUUCCUAGGUGGUCUAUUUCUGAACCAUACCCUUCUCUAAUUCAUCUUUCUCGUCAGCUGUCAAC